AUGUGCAACAGACCGCUCGUACUACAGGAAAUAGAGGAAUUUGCGGACAGCUACACUUUCAAGACGUAUCUAUCCCACAUGAUCGACCGGACUGUCAAUGACAUGCCCAACUUCACACGAUGUCCCAUGCCAGACUGCGGCUCGGGUCAGGUCCAUGAGGGCGGCGAUGCCCACCCGUUCGUAACAUGCGCAGCCUGCAACACCCAGUUCUGCUUCCGACACGGGAUCCCCACGCAGCCGCGGCCGGAGCAGCAGGCCCCCUCACAGCACGAGAACAUGACCUGCGACGAGUAUGACAGCUACCUCGCUGAUCCAACAAACUUCCGCAGCGACCACCAGCGGCAGCAGGAGCGCGCAGCAGUGGAGCGCAGGGAGGAAGAGGCCGUCACACGGGCGCGCGAGCGUAUGGAGAAGAUCUUGGAGCGCCGGCGGGAGGCUGCUGCAGCUGCCGCCGCGGCCGCCGAGGAGGAAAGAAGAAUAAGAGAGGAGAGGGCUCAAAUGCAGAACGCGGCGAGGCUGUCGCGGGAGCGCCGGGAACGUGAGCAGCGGCAGAAGCAAGUAGAGCUGAGGGAGCGUCUGGAGCGUGAGGCGCGAGAGGAGCGCGCCAGACUGGAGGCGAGGCGAUACGCAGAAGAGCGUGAGAGAGCAGAGACGGAGAGAAGGGCGAGGGCUGAAGAGGUCCUCCGCAGAAAGGUGGAGGAUGAGAACAGUGAGAAAUGGAUUGAGUUUUCGGCUGUACCCUGGGGUAAUUAUCGUGUUUGUACAGUGUUUGAUACAAAAUGCAAUGGGUGUAGCAUACCUAGGUAG
This is a messenger RNA of Diaporthe batatas, 807 nucleotides long. RefSeq lists its product as uncharacterized. The record is from RefSeq and is a predicted model, not a curated record. NCBI's taxonomy places the organism in Eukaryota, Fungi, Ascomycota, Sordariomycetes, Diaporthales, Diaporthaceae. Gene Ontology annotation, molecular function: zinc ion binding. Bases 1 to 807 code for a protein of 268 amino acids. The transcript has 3 exons.